UGAGUAUUGUUUUAUUCGCCUACAUUCCAACGAAAGACCUUGAACUCUUGACUCGCGCUGUCGUCGAAAUUUAAUUUAGAUAGUGGACUUGUUAUUCUGUUACACUAGCAUUAGAUGUGGAGAAAAGUUGUAGUCUGAUGUAGUGAUAGGAAAGCAAAACACGUAUGGGGGCCCAGAGAUCAUGACUUCUUUUGGAAAAUAUGUCAGUAAUUUUGUUAAAACUGCAGUUUCAUCUAUAUCACCUAAUAAAAUAAUAUCGUACACCAUAAGUCAAUAUGAAUCCGAAUAUCAAGACUGUGAACGACUUCUACAAGAAAAAUCAAUUUAUUACUUUUACAAAGUGGCAAACCAUUUUGAUAUGGUGUAUUUGCCCGGACUGGUUGGCAGCUCAGGUGAAGAGGAGGCAGGUGUUGCUAUGUUUUCACGAUUCAUGGAGGUCCUUGAUCCUCUGCAUUUGGCCUGCAUAAGCGUGGGUUUAACUAUCGAUCGUACUUGUUUAGAGAAAAUAACUACUUACUCUCGAAACAACUAUGGUUGGGGAGCUGCUCACGUGGCUGCAGCAAUUUCCUGGCGCGAGCUCUUUCUUGGUGAACCUGUUAGAAGGCUUUUGAAUGAAUAUGAUCCUAUCUCCGGUCUAACUCCAUUAAGAAUUGCUAUAAAGGAAAAAGAUGAAGAAACUGUCCGCUUUUUGGUAACUUUGGACAAUAUUACUGCAUUUGAAAGCGAUGGAGAUGGGAAUACUGUGGUCCAUUUGGCUGCUGAACACGCUUCCAAGAGAAUUUUAUGUCUCCUCCUGCAAAACCUCAAAUGUUUAAAUGUCAAUGCAUUGAACAUAUAUGGUGAAUCACCGUUGCACAUUGCCUGUCGUAUUAAUUCUUUGGAAUGUGUAGAAGAAUUGUUAAAAGCUGGUUGUAAUCCACUGGUUGGUGAGGCUGAAUUAUUUCCUAUGCACAUCGCUGUUAACAACGACUCAAUUGAGACUGAGUGA
Trichobilharzia regenti is the source of this 988-nucleotide messenger RNA. Lineage: Eukaryota; Metazoa; Platyhelminthes; Trematoda; Strigeidida; Schistosomatidae. The record is from the annotation of a GenBank genome assembly.